AAACAAAAACCAAAUCUGAAAUCCAGUAGACAUAGUUCGCCAAGUCCCAAGUUCAGCCCUGCGUGGCUGCGUUCUCCGUCUCCACUCUCCGAAGUCCGACUCCCUUCUCCUCCGGUCCUCCGUCUGCUCCACGGCAUCUCCUCCGACCUCCACCGGACCACUGCUCCAGUCUCCUAUCUCCACCAGCCCCUCUAGCGAGGGCGGCGAGUCAGUGUCGCCGACUCCACCCCGUCUCCACUGGAACACCGCUCCCACCUCCAUCCUGGUGGACUGCCUCACUGUGACUGCAUACUGCUGAGAUGUUUUAGCGGUAAGGGCACCAGCGUGCUUGGAAAUCGGAAUACAUGUACUAAGAAAUAAGGCGACCAAAAAGAUUGAACUUUGCCCUUAACAGAGCAUCCAAAAAGUAACUUUGGUUCAAAUCACAUUCUCUUGGAUAUUUUGAGCAGUUGAGUUGUCAAUAAAAGUGUGAAACUGGUUAUAGAGGGGGCUUCUUGAGUGCUUAAGAAUAUGAAAGAUUUGUACCCAAUUAUAUUUCUGUAGCUGCAAUUUUGUAUUUUGUGAAUGGGAUUGGUUGGAAUUUUGUGUUAGGCUUAAGAGCAUGAAUGUGCAACAAGUAUUGCCAUUGAAAUCAGCUUCAAUUUUGUGUGUAUAUCGCAUUUCGUGCUUUUUUCCUGUUUCUUUCAAGCAUGUGAAGAAUCCCAUUCAAUUCAAGAUGAUGUUAUGUGUGCCUAGUGUGGUGCAGCCUAGUAGACUGGGACAACAUGACUUUAAUUCAGUUGAGAGCUUUGCUGAAGAGAAUCUGAGUAGUUCUAGAAAUGGAGAGGAAGUAUCUUGUGUGUUGUACAAUGAGUCCAUAUGUUGGCUGUGUAAAGAAGGGGAUAUUGACAAGGCAAUGGCAAUGCUUGCUGAAAUGGAGGCUUUGGGGUUUCACCCAAAUGCAUUUUCUUAUGCUGGUUUGAUAACAGCACUUGGAAGUGUUGGGAGGACAUUGGAAGCCGAUGCAAUCUUCAAAGAAAUGUUAGUUUCGGGGAUUAGGCCAAGAGUAAAGGUAUAUAAUGUCUUACUCAGAAGCUUUUUGAAGAAAGGCCUCUUAAACCUAGCAGAUAAAGUCACAGAAGCAUUGGAUUUGUCGGGUGUUAGGGGAAAUAGGGAAACAUAUAAGAUACUUCUUGACUACUAUGUUUGUGCAGGGCGGUUGAAUGAUACUUGGUCUAUUAUUGCCAAGAUGAGAAGUGAGGGUUAUGAAUUGAAUUCUUACGUGUACAGUAAGGUUAUUGAGCUUUACAGGGACAACGGGAUGUGGAAGAAAGCACUAGCCGUAGUUGGAGAGAUUCAGGAGAUGGGGCUGCAACUGGACAAGCGGAUCUAUAAUUGCAUCAUUGAUACUUUCGGAAAGUAUGGUGAGUUAGGAGAAGCCUUGGAAGUGUUUAAGAAGAUGCAACAAGAAGCGAUAGAACCUGAUAUCAGAACAUGGAAUUUGCUAAUUGGAUGGCACUGCAAGUAUGGGAAACUAGAUAAAGCUAUUGAUUUGUUCAACUGGAUGCUUGAACAAGGGCUCUAUCCUGAUCCAAAGAUCUUUGUUGUCAUUAUUACUCGUCUAGGGGAGCAAGGGAGGUGGGAUGUUAUAAAGAAAAAUUUUGAGAAUUUGCAAUGCCUAGGACAUCAUAAGAGUGGUGCUAUUUAUGCUAUUUUGGCUAACAUUUAUGGACAGUAUGGGAAAUAUCGGGAUCCAGAAGAUUGUAUAAAUGCUUUAAAAUCAGCCGGUCUCCAACUUUCACCUAGCCUGUUCUGUCUUCUGGCAAAUGCCUAUGCUCAGCAGGGGUUAUGUGAGCAGACUGUAAAGGUUUUGCAGAUCAUGGAAUCUGAUGGCAUGGAACCAAACCUUAUUAUGCUAAAUGUCUUGAUAAAUGCUUUUGGCACUGCUGGCAGGCAUAUGGAGGCACUCUCCAUUUACCAUCACAUGAAGGAGAUAGGUAUAAGUCCUGAUGUGGUCACAUACAGUACCAUUAUGAAGGCCCUUAUGCGGGCAAGGAAAUUCGAUCAGGUCCCAAAGAUAUAUGGUGAAAUGGAAUCUGCUGGAUGUACACCUGACAGAAAAGCUAGAGAACUGUUGAAGGCUGCAGCAAUGGUCCUUCAACAAAGACAUCAUUAGUUUUCAGUGUAGAAGUUUGUCUGUUGAUGGGAUCUUGCGUUUCUGUUAUUAUCUUGUUCAUAUAUGUUGAAUUUGAAAGAUCCAAAGGCCUGGCGGGUGGAGAAUAACAACCAUCCGUCAAUUAGGGGGAAGCAAAGAUGAAGAAUCAAGGAAUGAGAAUAUUUAUAUAA
Molecule: messenger RNA, 2325 nt
Organism: Ipomoea nil (Japanese morning glory)
Lineage: Eukaryota; Viridiplantae; Streptophyta; Magnoliopsida; Solanales; Convolvulaceae
Product: pentatricopeptide repeat-containing protein At5g42310, mitochondrial-like
Exons: 5
Coding region: 602-2155 (517 amino acids)
Molecular function (GO): protein binding
Source: RefSeq, a predicted model, not a curated record